Messenger RNA from Hermetia illucens (black soldier fly), 2107 nucleotides. Its product is annotated as proton-coupled amino acid transporter-like protein CG1139. Gene Ontology annotation, molecular function: amino acid transmembrane transporter activity. Gene Ontology annotation, cellular component: vacuolar membrane. Bases 202 to 1632 code for a protein of 476 amino acids. The record is from RefSeq and is a predicted model, not a curated record. Lineage: Eukaryota; Metazoa; Arthropoda; Insecta; Diptera; Stratiomyidae. The transcript has 10 exons. Gene Ontology annotation, biological process: amino acid transmembrane transport.
AAUUUGGGGAUAUCUAGUGAUUGAAAUAACACCGUGGUCUCCAUGAAGUAGAUUAAAAUUAAGCAGUUUGUAGGCACAUUGAAACCUUCAAAUUGAUUGGUGAAGUUGAAUUAGUUUUACUGAUUUAUGAUGGUAAAAACUUUAGUGCCGCGAUGAUAAGAGGAAACCAAAUUAUUCAUCGACUAAAAGCGGUUGAAAUGCAUGAAAAGAAAAAUAGGAACAGCGAAUAAUAAUGCGUCCAUUAGGAGGCGGUUAAGAGACAGUGAGAAUCGUGACAAUAUGGAUGAUAAAGACGGUAUAAAACUUGAAGAAAAACCGAAAUAUAAUGCCGUACCUAUUAAUGACCAGGAGUACGAUGACGACUAUGAUCCGCAUCAACAUAGACAAGUUGAUAAACCCACCACAAACAUGGAAACUUUAGUCCAUAUUUUAAAAGGUGCUCUUGGAACAGGUAUCUUGGCGAUGCCAGAAGCUUUUAAAAAUUCUGGAUAUGUGAACGGCAUUAUAAGUACCCUCCUAAUUGGUGCUUUGUGCGUCUAUUGCCUGCAGAUACUGAUUCGUUCCCAAUAUAUCCUCUGCAAACGACACAGAGUGCCGAUCCUUACGUACCCCGAGUCAAUGAAACUUGCAUUGCAAGAAGGUCCUCAUUUUCUACGUUGGCUUGCAAAUCCAUCUACGUGGAUAGUAGACGGUUUUCUCAUACUUUAUCAAUUUGGUAUUUGUUGCGUGUACAUUGUGUUCGUUGCGACCAACGUGAAGCAAAUUGUCGAUGCUUAUCUUGUGACAUUAGACGUUAAAGUGCAUAUUGUCAUACUCAUCCUUCCAUUCACGCUCAUCUUUCUCAUCAGAAAUUUAAAGCUUUUAGCGCCAUUUUCGCAGUUCGGGAACAUCAUUACAUUCGUAGCUCUUGGGAUGAUUUGCUACUACCUUUUCCAAGACAUGCCAUCAAUUGAUGAAAGAACAAUGGUUGCUAGUGCAGGAACGUACCCGCUUUACUUCGGCACAGUGCUUUUUGCACUACAGGCUGUCGGUGUGAUGAUUUCACUAGAAAAUAACAUGCAGAACCCAAAGAAAUUCAAUGGCUGGCUCGGCGUGCUGAGCAUAGGUAUAGCUAUAGUUACAAUUCUUUACGUAAUUAUUGGAUUUUUCGGUUAUCUCAAAUAUGGCGACGCCGCACUUGGGAGCGUUACACUAAAUAUUCCACAGGACCAGGUGCUUGCAGUUAUUAUAAAAGCAUUGUUUUCUGUGGCAGUGUAUUUUUCAUAUGCAUUGCAAGGAUAUGUCCCUGUCGAAAUUAUAUGGAAAAACUACAUCCAGAAAAAGCAUCCUGACAUCAAACACCCAGUGGUCUGUGAAUAUGGAGUAAGGGUAGUGGUGGUCAUAGUAACAUUUUUGCUUGCAGUUCUGAUACCACGACUUGGGCUUUUCAUAUCGCUGUUCGGAGCUCUGUGUCUGUCCAUGUUGGGUUUACUUUUCCCGGCAGUCAUGGAAAUCUGCGUGCUGUAUCCAAACAACUACGGCAAAUUCAAUUACGUUAUCAUCAAGUGCGUUGUAAUAAUGAUAAUAGGAGUUAUUGGGUUCUGUUCGGGAACGUACACCAGUGUCCGGGACAUUAUUUUGUCAUUUCAGUAACUAAUGCCAGUGAAGAGGACAACGCAUAAGUUAAUUGUAGCAAUAAUAGGAGAAUGCUCAGAGAUGCACGUAGCAGAUUUCUUGUGUUCGAAAACUUUUCGAACAAUACUCACCGAACAUUUAGAUUUCAGUCUAAACUUGCUGUAGAUCCAGGCAGAAAGAUUCAACGAAAUCAAGGCUUAUUCUAAACUAAUUCUAAGCAAUGCGGAGAUGUUAGUUACCAAAAACGCUACGAAGUAUUCACUAGUGAUGACUGAACUAUAAACGAUUUGCACAGACGAUCUAUGACCUUUAUAACAGUUUUGAAAUCUCGGAUUAAGAACUCUAGAGCUAGCGUAAAAUAAAAUGGAAAAACAGCAGAGAUUAGCCGAUUUUAUCCUUCACUGCCAAGUAAUGGAGUUAAAGUUGCCGUCUCUGCUUGUAACUUAGAACUGUACGAGUGAGGAAUGUAUGUAUUAAUAAAUAAUGAACCAAA